AUGACGCCACAGACUGUGAUCGAAGUGAUCGUAACGGAUCUGCCCACAGAUGCUGUUCGUCUGCUGGCAACACUCAUCGAUCGCAGUUGUUCGGUGGACGAGCUCUCCGGCAAUUUUGCAACAGCAACAAAGCAAUUCAACAAAUUCAAGAAAGAAUUCGUGCGAAUACAAGAAGCUAUGGAGCCUUUCUUCCAACCCAAAAAUAACUCACCUGUUGUACUUUUUUCAAGGCAAAGCAGUAGCGGGUAUUACAAAUUACUGCUUUGA
Molecule: messenger RNA, 267 nt
Organism: Gongylonema pulchrum
Lineage: Eukaryota; Metazoa; Nematoda; Chromadorea; Rhabditida; Gongylonematidae
Source: the annotation of a GenBank genome assembly